This is a messenger RNA of Suillus bovinus, 615 nucleotides long. RefSeq lists its product as uncharacterized. The transcript has a single exon. The record is from RefSeq and is a predicted model, not a curated record. NCBI's taxonomy places the organism in Eukaryota, Fungi, Basidiomycota, Agaricomycetes, Boletales, Suillaceae. The coding region runs from base 122 to 607 and encodes 161 amino acids.
ACCUGUUGCUUACUCAGCCACAGUAAUCACGUGAUAUGUUUGUAUUAUUUGUUCAUGUUUUAAACAUGAACGCGUUGCUGAAAUUGACCUCGUUGUGAUCUGCAACCUUUGAGCCGUGCAAAUGUUGCUUUGCCGACCGUCCCCGUCGAAAUGCACAUCCUUAACAUUCGUGAUUAAACGCAAUAUAUCGCGAGCUGCUUCAAAACACCAUGUCCGCAUGCGCGCCCUUGUCUCUUUAUACCACCAGUGCGACACCUUUGUAACUCCCGAAAACCUCUCUCAGAAAAUAGACGAAGCCUUUGUUCGAACAAAGGAUCUCAACUUCAACACCAACAUCGAAAAACGCAGUUUUGCAGAGCUGAAGAGGCUAGUUGCCGAAAGAGAAGAGGAGCCACGUCAUUUCUUCGGAAAGAGCAUCAGGUCUUCCAUCGGACUAGAUGCAUCAUUGGCAUCUUCAAGUCCCAAUAGUGCCCAACAGAGAAUGGCGAAGGCGAUGGAGGCGCUCGUGAGUGUGAGCCAAGAUGGAAAGCCGUCGUGGACUGCAGUCCAGGAGAAUGCACCGAAAAUAGACAAACAAUUACAGGAAGACCAACGGCAGGGCGUUUAGCUAGGUAA